Molecule: messenger RNA, 255 nt
Organism: Ambispora leptoticha
Lineage: Eukaryota; Fungi; Glomeromycota; Glomeromycetes; Archaeosporales; Ambisporaceae
Source: the annotation of a GenBank genome assembly
AUGCAUCGAAGACUUUGCUGUGGCAAAUAUUUUCCAGCUCUUAAAAUGAUUAUGGACCACAAAAAAACCACUCACCCUCGUCAAAGAGAUAUCCAAAAAACCUCCUCAACACAACCAAUGUUUAUGCCUCCACCAACACCUAUUCCUCCAAUUCGUUGUCAAGAUAAUGUUCAAAAGAUGAUCUCAAUACAGUCAGCAACUAUACCUCCAACUGCUACAGAUACAGAGUUUUUGCUGCAUUUGACCAGUUGCUAG